This is a messenger RNA of Egretta garzetta (little egret), 666 nucleotides long. It is a transcript of the gene CABP7, whose product is annotated as calcium binding protein 7. The transcript has 5 exons. The record is from RefSeq and is a predicted model, not a curated record. Bases 1 to 666 code for a protein of 221 amino acids. NCBI's taxonomy places the organism in Eukaryota, Metazoa, Chordata, Aves, Pelecaniformes, Ardeidae. Gene Ontology annotation, molecular function: calcium ion binding.
AUGCGGACCCCUCUGGUGGCUAGCAAGGACCUGCACAUUCAUGAUGCCCGGCGCUGGCAGCUUUGCCGCCUGCCGAAGGAAGAGGGCACCGACUGCGACAUCCCAGACCAGCUUCCCUGUGUUCCCGAGAUCCGCGAAGCCUUCAAGGUGUUCGACCGGGAUGGCAACGGCUUCAUUUCCAAGCAGGAGCUGGGCACGGCCAUGCGCUCCCUGGGCUACAUGCCCAACGAGGUGGAGCUGGAAGUCAUCAUCCAGCGCCUCGACAUGGACGGCGACGGGCAGGUGGACUUUGAGGAGUUCGUGACGUUGCUGGGGCCCAAGCUGUCCACCUCGGGCAUCCCGGAGAAGUUCCAUGGCACGGACUUUGACACCGUCUUCUGGAAGUGUGACAUGCAGAAGCUGACGGUGGACGAGCUGAAACGGCUGCUGUACGACACCUUCUGCGAGCACCUCUCCAUGAAGGACAUUGAGAACAUCAUCAUGACGGAGGAGGAGAGCCACAUGGGCACGGCCGAGGAGUGCCCGGUCGACGUGGAGACCUGCUCCAGCCAGCAGAUCCGGCAGACCUGCGUGCGGAAAAGCCUCAUCUGCGCCUUUGCCAUCGCCUUCAUCAUCAGCGUGAUGCUCAUCGCCGCCAACCAGGUGCUGCGCAGCGGCAUGAAGUAG